This is a messenger RNA of Kwoniella mangroviensis CBS 8507, 1578 nucleotides long. RefSeq lists its product as uncharacterized. Gene Ontology annotation, molecular function: hydrolase activity, hydrolyzing O-glycosyl compounds. The record is from RefSeq and is a predicted model, not a curated record. The transcript is spliced from 10 exons. NCBI's taxonomy places the organism in Eukaryota, Fungi, Basidiomycota, Tremellomycetes, Tremellales, Cryptococcaceae. The coding region runs from base 1 to 1578 and encodes 525 amino acids. Gene Ontology annotation, biological process: glucan catabolic process.
AUGUACAUAACAAAAUCACUCAAAGCCAUCACCACCCUCUUACUGGCUACGUCAACCCUCGCUCAAGAUGAUAAUAACAACGAUGGGGAGAGCGAUAGAGAUUCAGGAAAUACAGGUGUGGUCUCAUCAACUAUAUCAACAACUUCAACUUCGGCUUCAGCAUCAACAAGCUCCGCUACCACUUCUGAAGUAGCAAGUACCAGUACCGGUACGAUCAGUAGUAGUUCAAUCUCAACUGCCAGUUCGACGACAAGUUCCACGGGAGCUUCUGAGACUUCUUCGACAGUCUCAUUAAAGUUGGCUAAGAAAUAUGUUGGAGAGGAUUUCAUGAAUGAUUUUGAUUACUUCACGGAUGAUGAUCCGACUUCAGGUUACGUCAACUACGUCUCGAAAUCGGAUGCGCAGAAAUCAGGUUUGAUAGAUGUACAAGCCAAUAAUGUGUUUUACAUGGCUGCCGAUUCUACCAACGUACCUACCGGUCGCGGAAGGGAUAGUAUCAGGAUUAGCAGCAAGAGCAAAUAUGCUGAUGGUGUAUAUAUCUUGGAUCUCAAUCAUAUGCCUGUAGGAUGUGGGACAUGGCCAGCAUGGUGGACAGUGACGAAAUCCGGAUGGCCCAAAGGCGGAGAGAUCGAUAUCUUGGAAGGCUUGUCCGCCAAUCCCGACCCAAUGAUCUACAAUGCCGCUGCCUUGCACACUUCUGAUACAUGUGCGCUGAACGGCCAGACGUAUAUGAACGGUCAGAUUGGGGAAUGGCAAUGUUCAGCUUACUUUUCUGGAAAUACCGGUUGUGGAGUCAAGAUGACCGGUGUGACGAAUGGAUCGUACGGUGGUCCGGUUAAUGGUGUGGGUGGUGGAUGGUAUGCAAUGUGGAGAGAUCUAGAAAACUCUGGUGGUAUUUACGUUUGGUUCUGGCCUCGAAAUUCCCAAACUGUUCCAGACGAUGUCAAGAAUUCCAAUACAGCUACAACCAAUGUUGCUAACUGGGGUAUACCCAAUGCCAAUAUGACUGUCCCAUGUCGAGAUAACUUCAAUAAUCAUGUGAUAGUCUUCGAUUUGACAUUCUGCGGUGACUAUGCUGGAGCAACAUACGCCUCGUCAGGAUGUCCCGGAUCAUGUGCCACUUUCGUGCGAUCCAACCCGGCGGCAUACUCUGAAGCAUAUUGGUCUUUGAAUUCUUUGAGAGUAUACACAGCAAAUGGUAAAGCUGCCUCUGGAGCUGGAUUGAGUGGAGGUGCCAUAGCAGGUAUAGUAGUUGGUGUAGUAGCAGCUUUGGUGAUUGCUGUUUUGGUCUAUCUCAGAUUCAAGAAGACUAGAAAGAAUAGACAAAUGGUAGAAGAAGCCACUCUAACCGAAGAACCAAUCCCACCAACAGCCAAGGGACCAUAUGCUUUCCUCGCCUCGAGAAAACCACGAGUUGGUCCUACAAAACUCGCACCUGGACGUACUGCCCAACAUUUCUUACACGGUGAAACUCCCACUGCAGUAUAUGGUAGAACACCCGUAGGAAGUGAUUCGGACAUAAAACUGGCUGAAGCUACUUAUAGGCCACAUGGUGGUAAUUCAAGUUGGAUCGGAUAA